AUGGGCGUGGUGUUUCGGGCGCAAGUCGAUCCUGAUUGGCUGCAAGGGGUGUGGGCGUGGUUUUUCGGGCGCAAGCAGUUCCUGAUUGGCUGCAAGGGCCCCUCCCCCACCCCUCCGAUGCCCCUCCCCCCCACGCCCCCUCCCCCACGCCGCCCCUCUCGUCCAAUCAGCCGCGUCUCCGGCCGGGCCCCUCCCCCACCCUGGGCCGAGGGGGCGGGGGAGGGGCUGGAGGAGGCCACGCCCCCCUCCUGGGGCCCCUCCCCCACCCUGGGGAGCUUCGAGAUCGUUCGGAGCCUCGGGAGGGGCUCGAGGGGGGAGGUGCUGGAGGUGCGCCGCCUCUCGGACGGUUCCCGCUUCGCCCUCAAGCGCUCGCUCCGCCCCCUCUCGGGCCCCGCCCAGCGCCGCCAUUGGCUGCGGGAGUGCCACGCCCAGCGGGGGGCGGGGCCAGCCCCGGGGCUCCUCCCCCUGCUGGCGGCCUGGGAGCAGCGCGGCCGCUUCCACCUGCUGACCCCGCUGUGUCCGGCCGGCAGCCUCGGCCACCUCUGGCGCCGGGGGGCCCGAAGGGGCGGGGCUUCCCCGUUAAGGGGCGUGGCUUCCGUUCUGAGGGGCGUGGCCUCGCCGGUAGUGGGCGCGGUUUCGUUUUUGUGGGGCGUGGUUUCGCGGUUUUGGAGGGAAACUGCGAAAAGGGGCGGGGCUUUGUCCGCUAGGGGAGUGGCGUCAUAUCACAGGGGCGUGGCCUCGGUUUUGAGGGGCGUGGCCUCCUUUUUGAGGGGCGUGGCUUUGUUACCUGGAAGGAUUGCAUCAUCCCCUGGAGGCGUGCCUUCCACUUCAGGGGGCGUGGCUUCCUCUGCAGGGGGCGUGGCCUCAACUUCUAGGGGCGUGUCUUCUGCUUUUAAGGGCGUGCCUGUUGCUUUUAGGGGCGUGGCGUCACUUUUUAUGGGCGUGGCCUCCUCUUUGAGGGGCGUGGCCUCCUUUUUGACGGGCAGGACGACGUCACCCCUUCCCGCUCCCUCCCCAUUGGCCGACGCGCCCGAAGGGGGCGUGGCCACCCAAAACACCUUCCCAUUGGCCGCGCGAGCGGAAGUGGGCGUGUCCUCACCCCGCGACCUCUCCCCAUCGCCCAAUCAGCGCCGAGUGGGCGUGGCCGAGCCCAAAACGGGCGUGUCCAACCCCGAAUCCGCCAUUUUUGAGCCCGCGGCCGCGUCCGGCCCAACGGCGGCGUCCGAGCCGCCCGACGGCCGCCCGAUGGCCGAGUGGCGGCUCCGCGGCUACCUGUGGGACGUCCUGGUGGCCCUGAGCCACCUCCACGCGCGGCCGCUGGCCCACGGCGACGUCAAACCCGACAACGUCCUGCUGGACGCCGCCGGCCGCUGCCGAUUGGCCGAUUUCGGGCUGGCCACGCCCCUUUUUGGGCGGGGCGGGGGAGGGGAAAUGGGGGGAGGGGGAGGGGGGGACCCCCGGUACGUGGCCCCCGAGGGGUUGGCGGGGGAGGGGGGGACCCCCGGGGAUAUUUUCAGCCUGGGCUUGACCGUGGCCGAAUUGGCCGGAGAGCGGCGGCUGCCGGGGGCGGGGGAGGGGUGGAGGAGGAUCCGGAGCGGGGGAGGGGGGGCGGCUGCCCCCGGGAAGUGGGGGGGGGAUGGGGAGGUUCACCCUCACCCCUCCCCCACCCCCCCCCCCCCCCCCUCAGGGCUCUCCCCCGAGCUCCAGGCCGUGCUGGCGGCCAUGUUGGAUCCGGACCCGCGGCUCCGCCCCUCGGCCCCGGAGCUGCUGGGGGGGGAGGUGCUGAGGGGGGCGGGGCGCUGGCGACCCCUGACCCGCCUGGCCGACCUGGGGCUGAGGCUGCUCGAGGAUUGGCUGGAGGAAGUUCCCGCCGCCGUUUCCGGUUUCCGGUUCCGGUUCCGGGGUUGGGUUUGGGGUCCCCGGACCCCGCCCCGCCCCCCCCGCGCCGACCCCUGGGCCCUGCGAGGGGAGGAGGAGGAG
Molecule: messenger RNA, 1980 nt
Organism: Catharus ustulatus (Swainson's thrush)
Lineage: Eukaryota; Metazoa; Chordata; Aves; Passeriformes; Turdidae
Exons: 5
Biological process (GO): protein phosphorylation
Molecular function (GO): protein kinase activity; ATP binding
Source: RefSeq, a predicted model, not a curated record